GAGUGGCUGGGAGCCCUAAGGUUAUAGAUCAGGUGAGUACUACCAGGAAUUCAUUUGGAUUAAACCGCCAGCACCCUGUACAUGUGAUUCAGUGUGGAAGCCUGGUCUGAUAAGAGAGUGGGCUCAGUGAACCCACAGCCACAACACUUACCCCUCUACUGCCAGUAGGAGGCAGUGUGAUAGCUAGUAAUUGUGGAUUUUAAGAGCAUUUGAGUUUUUGAGUUUCUGGGAACUAAAUUCCUUCAGAAUGAAGAUUGUAUUUGUAUUUGCUGUAUUGUUGGUGCUGGCAGUGUCUGUGUCUGGGGCCGGAGGAACCGAGGCUGUAGAUAUUCUAAGAAAGCCAGAUGGAGUGAUUGUGAUCCUGUAACCAGGACAAAGACAAGGACACUUCAACCCAAGCCCAACAAUCAACCAGACUGCAGUGCACCAAAAGUCCAGACAAGGGAUUGUAGUGUAUGUAAGUAUGGAGCUGCAAUUGUUGGGCCAUGUGACCCCAUAAACAGGACGAUGGAAAUCAGAAAACCACUGAUUCCAGGUCCCGACCAGCAAUGUGAACCAUUCAAGAUCAAAACGAAAAGGUGCAAGCCCAAUAAAGUCAAUAUGAAGUGCCAGUAUGGUAAGCGUGUAAUUGGAGAGUGUAACUUGGCGACAAACACAAUGGUUAUCAGUUUCCCUCUCCUUCCUGGACAGAACCCCGCCUGUCCGGAGAAAAACAAAACCAAGCCGUGCAGGAAAAUGAAGAAUAAGAACAAGUGUAAGUACGAUAAAUCUGUCGACUGGGACACUUCAGCAUGUCCAAAUGGCAAUGCCACCAGAAUCCUAACUCUUAAACCAGGACAAGACCCAACAUUAUGUGAACCAACGAAAGAAAUAGCAGUCAAAUGUAGAAAACACGAAAAGAAAAUGAAGAGAAAGACAAAGAAGGAAAAGAAGAAGCAACGCAAACAAAAGAGACGCCAGAACCGAAAGAAUGCUGGCCCAGGUAGUGCUGGUUUCAUUGAUGAGAAUGAAUAGACAGUGUAUAUUUGUAUUUAGCACCGUGACACUAUAUCAGAGGCUGUGUGAAUACUCCUGAUUUAAGGGUUUCUUCCAACCAGAUUAGAAAAUUAAUUCAAUGUUACGGCCAGGUCAAUUGGAGAUUUAAAUAGUUAACCCACUAACCUCUCUAGUCGAUUGUUUGUGUCAUCAUAUCCCAAAAACUUAUUGAUCAGGAAAUAUCACACAGCUUCUUUAUAUCAUGUAUGCUACUUGUAUAUAACAUGGUUAACACAUAUUUGAUCAGAUGUACAAAAAGAUAUUUCCUUUUGAAUUGUUUCGAUGUGAUUAGGAAUAGAAUAUCAGAAAGAAAUACCAAGUGUAUUCUAACUGCUGUGAGAUAGGUUAUAGAUGUCAUACUUUUCUGCGAACAGAAGAAAUGUUAUAGAUGUCAUACUUUUCUGCGAACAGAAGAAAUAAAUAUGCUAUAACUUACCGAUGAAAUGCUAAAUUCAGUCCCAGGGAGUUUUUUUAGAAACACGUUUUGAAUUUUGUGUCAAAGUUUUAUAUUUGAGGGUUUGACUUUUCAAUGAGAUUACUGUUCAUCAUCAUAGAUAUUCAUUGUGUAACUUAAUGUCGGGUGACGUGUGUAGCUGUUUUAUCUUCCACAUCAUUGCUGAGGACUCUUUCUCCCAAUUUUGUAUUAUAGAAAACUUUAAGUAAGGCUAUGACAGAUAGUCCUCACAGGCGGUGGACUUUCCUGUUCUAUUUUCUGUGAAAUAAAGGCUUUGUUGUCAAAGAAAGUUCACACACACUGUGGGCUCAAAAGUUCUAUUUUCGGGCAAAAUAGAGACAUGUAUGUGACAGAAGGUCCUCACAGGCCUAUAGGUUCUAUUAUUGUACUUAGAGUCAUGUGACAGAAGGUCCUCACAGGCCUAUAGGUUCGUACUUAGAGUCAUGUGACAGAAGGUCCUCACAGGCCUAUAGGUUCGUACUUAGAGUCAUGUGACAGAAGGUCCUCACAGGCCAUCAUGGGCCCACAGUUCUAAUCUACACUAAAGCAUGUUCACUUGAAUGCUUUUUGUUAUGUGCAUGGUUACUCCGUACAAGUCUGUUGAAACAGAGCAUGCGUGCAAAUGGAUCGGAUACAAUAUUUUUUCUUUGGAAGAAAUUUUAGAUAUUAACCAUGCAUGGUUACUUUGUAACGGGACUUGUUAUGUAUAGUACAUUGGAAAUUUCUGCCCUGUAAAUGUAGCCAUACAGUGUUUUAAGGAAGGUUCAAGUUUUCAAAAUCAAACAUCCUUUUUGUGAGAACACUGUUCAAAACGUUGCUGGUUUUUCGAGACCAAACAAAUAAAACACAAAAAUAACUCGGAGAUUUGAAAUUCUGAUAUAGACUAUGUGUAUAAAAUGGUGUUCUGUAGGUCACUGUGACAAAGUGUACUGAAGCUGUGAGCUCUUUUGUCUACAUCCACUGUCAUGUUGUACUCGCAAUAAAGUCUUCUUAAAGGCUUUUUUUUUUACAUAUAGUAUUAUUCUUCAAUUAGAUUUUUAUUGAAUUAUUUUUUUAUUUAACAUUUACUUAUUUUUUAAAAUUUACUUUAUGAUACAAUAUGUCUUAUUAUCCCUUUGAGCCUAUGUAAAUCAUAUUAACUGUAUAAAGAUAUUUAAAAAUUGAUGACUAAUUUUGAUUCCUUGAAAUUCUAUUAUAGAUACUGAUUUGUUAACCCAACAAAUAUUUCGAGAAAAAUAAAUCUGUAAUUUUAUCCUCUCUGUGCUAAAUCAAUGGUUACAUUCACGUUGAACAGAUUCUUACUAUAAACUUCAAAAUUGGAAAUUAUUCAACUCAAUUCUUUUCUGGAAUCUAAAUGAGUUUGUCAUGCAAGCUGGCAUUUAUUUAUGGUGAGAGAGGAGAGUCCAUUUUCCCUGGAGUUCUAUGACAGGACUAGGUUUUAACAAUCGGUAUUGCUUGUUGUAUUUUGCUGUGAUGUUCUAUACAGGAUGUUGUUGUUGGUGUACUAAUAUUGAUGUAUUAUAAUGGCAUAUUUCUUGUGUAAUUGGUAAGCUGUAUAUCUAAAGCUGCUACAGAAAUAUUUUUGUCAAACUGGGUUUUAUUUUUCUUUCUUCAGUACAAACAAUUUUAUUGAAGCAUUCCAGUUUUACCUAAAUUGAUUUGUUACAUUUUGAUAUAAACAUGAUGUAAUCCUUUUGUUUGGAUUAAAAAGACUAUAUUUGAUAUGAUUUUAUCGUCUGUAUUCUGGAAUUCUUCAUUAUCCUCCUGUCUGUACUUUACAUUUGAUAUUAUUCUGUCUUGUGUAGCUGAAUAAAAAAUACAGAAAUGGUAA
Messenger RNA from Pecten maximus, 3320 nucleotides. RefSeq lists its product as uncharacterized. Bases 508 to 1014 code for a protein of 168 amino acids. The record is from RefSeq and is a predicted model, not a curated record. The transcript is spliced from 6 exons. Gene Ontology annotation, molecular function: growth factor activity. NCBI's taxonomy places the organism in Eukaryota, Metazoa, Mollusca, Bivalvia, Pectinida, Pectinidae.